GGACAUUUUUUUAAUCCCUCCUGGCUGAAAAGGAGGAAAAGGAGGACGCCGCGCCCAGUGGAGUAGUCUGCAAAAGGCAUUGCCGGGGGGGGGGGGAAUCACACAAACACACACACGCUGGUCUUUCUCCCACUGCUUUCCUUGCAAAAUAAAAAAAGUGGAAACAACUGAAAUAAAGAUGCAGGAGCUGCAGUUCUGCGCUGCAGCAAUAAAUCUCCUUCAACAGGGAGGAGGGGAGGGGAAAAACUACAACUCCCAUAAUGCAGAGCGCUCUGGCAAGGCAGGAGGAACAUGGCAGCGAUGAUGAUGGAGGUCCAGGUGCCUAAUAGAGGGAUGCGGAGCAGGGUCACUUUGCCUCCCUCAUUUCUUUGGAUGCCCAAGCUGUAUUACUUAACAGUCAGCAGAAGUUACUGCAAUACAGUACUACACAUUUGAGGAUGGAGGGAGAAUUUCAUGAGUAGCAGGAUUCUUAUUGAAGAAGGCCAUGUCCUCAUUUUGCACCUCAAAGUUGCUGCACCCCAGUAACCUUGGCCUUUCUGAAAGCCAUAGCUGGCAGAAGAUAAAGCUUUGCACCCAGGUUUGAUACCAGUUCUCAAUUAAACUUCAUGCAUAAUAUUUGCAGUUGGUUUCAAAGUCAUGGUUCGGAAAGGUGUCUGCUGCUGUUGUGCUGCUUUACGUCCUCGCUACAAACGUCUGGUGGAUAACAUCUUUCCUGAGGACCCCAAAGAUGGCCUCGUCAAAGCUGAUAUGGAGAAGCUGACUUUUUAUGCAGUUUCUGCACCUGAGAAGCUAGAUCGCAUUGGUGCUUACUUAGCAGACCGACUGAGCCGAGACGUUGUCAGACAUCGUUAUGGGUAUGUUUUUAUUGCCAUGGAGGCCCUGGACCAACUUUUGAUGGCUUGCCAUUCCCAAAGCAUUAAACCAUUUGUCGAAAGUUUCCUUCACAUGGUGGCUAAGCUGCUGGAGUCAGGGGAACCAAAGCUGCAAGUUCUUGGAACCAACUCAUUCGUUAAAUUUGCAAACAUUGAAGAAGAUACACCUUCGUAUUACAGGCGCUAUGACUUCUUUGUUUCUCGAUUUAGUGCCAUGUGUCAUUCUUACCAUGAGGAUCCUGAAAUACAAACUGAGAUCCGCAUUGCUGGAAUCAGGGGCAUUCAGGGAGUAGUCCGCAAGACCGUUAAUGACGAACUCCAAGCAACCAUAUGGGAGCCGCAGCACAUGGACAAAAUAGUUCCUUCUCUACUGUUUAAUAUGCACAGGAUUGAAGAUGUUGACAAUCGUGGCUACCCCCCUUCAUCACCAUCAAUACGAGAAAAAGAGGAGAAUCCAUCUGUGCUGGCUGAGAACUGUUUCAGAGAGUUGUUGGCUCGAGCAACCUAUGGCAACAUGAACCACGCUGUCCGACCAGUUUUUGCACAUUUAGACCAUCACAGACUAUGGGAUCCCAAUGAAUUUGCCGUCUCCAUUUUCAAAAUCAUCAUGUAUUCUAUACAGGCACAGUAUUCUCAUCACGUGAUACAGGAAAUUUUGGCACAUCUGGAUGCUCGCAAACGAGAUUUCCCCCGAGUCCGAGCAGGUAUCAUUCAGGCCCUUUUGCAAGCGGUUGCUAUUGCUGCAAAGGGUUCCAUAGGCCCAACAGUCUUAGAAGUCUUCAACACCUUGCUGAAGCACCUACGUUUCAGUGUUGAUUUUGAAUUAAGUGACCGGCGUAGCUCUGUAAGCAGUGCUAGCUUUAAUGCAAGCACCAAGGAAAAUGAUGAGAGAAUUGUCCAGAAUGCUAUUAUUCAAACAAUUGGAUUCUUUGGAAGCAACCUGCCAGACUACCAUCGGUCUGAAAUUAUGAUGUUCAUUAUGGGGAAGGUACCUGUUUUAGGGGCAACUUCUCAUAAUCUGGACAUCAGCCAGCUUGGGGAUUUGGGAACCAGGAGAAUUCAGAUUAUGUUGCUGAGAUCAUUACUGAUGGUGACUACGGGAUACAGUUCCAAGUCCAUUUCUGCUGCUCUGCCUGCUCCUUUCCUUGAUCCCUUGCUGUCUCCUUCACUCAUGGAUGACUCUGAACUAAGACAACUGGUCCUUGAAAUACUGCAUAACCUUAUCGAUCGACAUGACAACAGAGCAAAACUCAGAGGAAUAAGAAUAAUACCUGAUGUUUCAGAUCUAAAGAUAAAACGAGACAAAAUUUCAAGGCAAGAUGUGAAUUUCAUCAAAAAGCAUGGACAGCAAUUGUAUAGACAUGUCUACUUGGGUUGUAAGGAGGAAGACAACAUCCAAAAGAAUUUUGAACUACUAUACACCACUCUGGCUCUCAUCACCAUUGAAUUAGCCAAUGAAGAAGUAGUCAUAGACCUGAUCAGAGUGGCUAUUGCAUUGCAGGACAUUGCUAUCCUUAAUGAAGACAACUUGCCCAUGUUUCAUCGUUGUACCAUCAUGGCAGUAGUAGCUGCCUACCUCAAUUUUCUAAGCCAGAUGAUUGCUGUUCCUGCUUUUUGCCAACAUGUUAGCAAGGUCAUUGAAACCAGAAAUGUAGAAGCACCCUAUUUUUUACCAGAAACCAUUUUCAGAGAGAAGAAAUGCAACCUACCCAAGUCCCUGGGGAAAGAUGAAACAAACUUGUUUUUCCUGAGCAACCAAAUGGCAGAAUCACUGGGUGGCAGUGGCUACUGUGUGGAACGACUCUCAGUCCCAUAUGUACCUCUUGUGACAGAUGAAGACAGACUGUCCAGGAGGAAGAGUAUUGUGGAUACUUUGUCAAUUCAGGUAGACAUUCUGCCUGGCUGUAAUCAGGAAGAAAAGACAAAUAGUACUGAAGAGAUCACCUUUGAAACACUGAAGCAGGUCAUAGACAACAAUGGGCUUGAGGAACAAGAGAAGGAAAAGAGGCGUCUUGUGAUUGAAAAAUUCCAGAAGGCUCCUUUUGAAGAAAUUGCUGCACAGUGUGAAACUAAGGCAAACUUGCUUCAUGACAGGCUGACACAAAUAUUGGAGCGCACCGUUCGACCACCUCCUAGCCCUUCUGGGACAGUGUCGAUCACCGCUGGACAUGCUCAUUACCAGUCCAUUCCAGUCUAUGAGAUAAAAUUUCCAGAUCUUUGUGUGUAUUGAGCAUUCUCUCAGUUCAUAAAAAAGAGAGUUUUUUGGCAUCUCAGAUAGUUAUCCUACCUAAGUCAAUGGUUCUCAGGCUUUGAUCCUUCAGAUGUUUUGAACUUCAAUUCCCAGAGUUCCUGAGCAUUUGCCAUACUGGCUGGGAAAUGAAGUCCAAAACAUCUGGAAGGUCAAAGGUUAAGAACUGUUCAGCUAAAUUAAUGACACCUGCAUAGAGUAGAUUACAUUCUGUUUUAAAUUGCACUUCUGUGUUCAUUUCAAAGCCUUUUUAAAGAAGAAAAAACAAUCACCACAGCCAUCCCUCAACCUAUUUGCAGGUUAAGCAUUUGUGGAUUUGAUUGUUUGAGGAGAACUGUGUUUGCCCCUGCCACAAAAAUAAUAUGUUUUCUUUAGGCAUCUAUAGGUCCUCCAGCUCAGUUCUGUGGUCAACUUCUGGUGAACCUUGACCAUAGAGUCAGGUUGGAGGACUUACAGAUGCCUAGAAAAGUGUUCUCUCAGGAAAAAAAUACUGGGCCUAUCUAUAUUAGGGUUUUUUUCACUUUCACAGGGGGGGCUGCAACCCCUCAUUCCUGCAAAUGUAGGGGUUCAUUAAAAUUUGAGGGAACCUUAUUCUCUUUUUGUUUGUUGUAUUUUAUUGUUUUGCUACUUUGGGAUUUUAAAUUUCCGACUGCACUUUUUUAUAUGUAUAUAUACAUGAGGUUUUGUUAGGUUUGACAUGUAUAUUUUUCAAAACACUUUUUUCCCCUUUCUCCAUUUUGAUAGGUUUACAGAACUGUUAAGCUCUUUGUGUUCACAUAGCUUUAUACUUUUGUGGACUAGGUCUUCUCUUAGCACAUGUAAAGUGUGACUCUCUUUGUGACCGAGACUGUAAAGUUACACACACAUACGUAGAUAUGCCCCGUUAAACCCAGUGGGAAUAACCUCCAAGUAGACAUGCACAGGACUGUGCUGUUACAGAUCUAUGGCCAGAUACACAGUAGGCAUCAUAACUUAUUUUGAAACUGGACUGAAUCUCAUGGCCCUUUCCAAAAAUCAUGAGAGAGUGGUUUUAUCUCAAGAGCUUUGAGAUUGGAAUAUUACUCUUUUCAGAGAACUGCUGCUCUCAAGAUUUCUUGGUUAAGAAGAACUUAACUUGGUUAGAACAAACAACAGGAAACACCUGUUGACUAAUGCAGUUGGGGAGAAAUACAUGCACAGAUAGGGGGCUAUGUAUACACAUUUGUCCUGGUUGAAAACCCAAAGAGUAGAGGGUUUGCAUGCAGGUUAUCAAAGCUUAGAGAAGUUACCAUUUUGGACUAUGGUUCUUAGCUUCAAGGGCCAUAUUGUCUGUGGGAUUCUUAGGGGGUGAACUCCAAAUAUUUCCCCCCUGUUUUCUAAGCACUAGUUUUCAGUAUUGCCAAUUAUCUUUUUGGGGAAGGAGAAGAAAGAAGGAUGGGUUCAGCUCACCGCUUCUUAUAUUCUUUUCUCCUAAACAAAAAAUGCCAAUUUUGUAAGCAAACAGAUCCUUACCUCCUGGGUUGGGAUUUAGCCCAACAAAAUGCAUGUGUCCCUACCCAUUUUCCCUGUGCAUUUCUACCUGUUGGAGUUAGACCCUGAUGUAGCCCAUAAUUAUGUAACUAUUUUGAUGUAUAUUAUCUUGGACCACCCAAGAAACAGACCUUCCAAUUGCACUAUUCCUUAUAAUGAUUUAGAAACCUAUUUAAAAGUAUCUUGUUUAAUGGGGAAAGCUUAACAAAAUGUGCUGUAUUUUCUGCCAAAGGUUUAAAAAAAACUGUGAUGUAGAGCCCCAUGCAUGCAUGGGACUCUUGUUGUUGGCUGUGCCAUGUGCAGCUCCAUGCGCACAUGGAGCACUUUUCCCUGCCAUUGCUGGCAGUUCUAGAGUGCUCACCUCCAAUCUGGGGCUGCAUCACUUGAGAAGCAAGAUGCUUCCUUUUGGGAGCUCUGAAAUGUGCAAUAUUUUUUCAUGUCUACAGGGAUACAAUUUCAUACAGACUGGAUUUAAAGAAAGCAGAGUAUUUUGUUAAAUGUUAACGUCAGGACUAUUAAUGGGAUAGUUAUAUAUUUGAUAUGGCAAGGAUGAAGUAAAGGCAUUUGUAAAGAAUCGAUUACUGAUACAUACUAAACUGUGAAACUGGGAGAGCCAAGAUUACAUUUUGUGAAGUCUCUCUCUUUUUAUUGUUGUGUUCCUCAAACCUAUAUGGCUAAUGAGAAAAUAUGUGUGUGUGUUAAGAUGCUAUGGCCCACCUGUGGUUUGUAUGUGUUUUACUAUAUUUAACAAUUAAGGUUAUUUUCAUAGUAUUUGGUAUAAAAACUUUACCUAUACAAACUUAGAAUAUAAUCCUCUCUUAAUGUUCUGUUGCAAGUGCUGUAUAAAAAUGUGCAAAUAUCCUGUAGAUAAAACAGUGGAGCCACUGUAGCACAAAGGUCUGACUUGCAAGACUUGAAACCUGCAGAUAGGAUCCAAAGAGGCCAGUGAUGUAUCUAAAUCAUCUCUUCCCUAACCCUGAGCCCUCCUGAUGUGUUGGGUAACUCUCUCAACAUACCCAGAGGACAUCGGGUUGAAAGAGAUUGACCUAAAUGAUGUGCCAAUGCUUCCUCCUUCUGACUGCAACUCCUUGUAUUUCAUUGGAUGGCUGUCCACAAGAUCUACCAACAUUAGGAGACAUGGGGCAGCAGUUUGGGAAAUGCAAGAGUUGCAUGGAGGGCCCUAAAGAACCCUAGAAAGAUUCAAAUAAAGCCUUUGGAUCCUGGGCUGUAUCCAGCAAGGCUGAUCUUUGUACGGUUCAUCCUACCUGACAAACUGUAACCCUAACCCCCUUGCAUUUCUUUAGAAAUAGCAGUAGAGCAAAUGUUGAAAUGAAGAAAUAACGUUAAUCCCUUUUGAAGUGACUAAUACCCAGAAGAUUGCACACUACUUUUCAUUUAUUAAACCACAGAGCCUGGAAUAGUUACCUUUUGGACUACAGUUCUAGACACCCCCAGCCAACAUGGCCAGUAGUCCUAAUGAGUGUUGGAUUCUGGAAAAUGUAGUCUAAAAUGUAAACUUUUCCAGCUCAAAUCCUAACAAUCUCAUUCCUGCAGCACCCAUCCCCACUCACCACACACAGAUUUCUCAUAAACACAUACAAAGUGAUUCCUGAAAGUUAGAGGAACAUUUGGAGAAAACAAGGAUCAUUUGAGUCUAAAGACAGAACAUUCAUUAUGUUUGGCCUACAAACUGUCUGAAAGGCCCCACUUUGGAUCCCAUAAGCUAAUUGUUAAGACACACAGCCAUGCACCUUAUCUCUUCAGUGGAUUUGCCUCACUUAAUGAAUGACAAACUCUUCUGUUCCAACAUUUUAUGAUUGUAUUGUUGUUUUCUCCUGAUCAUGUGCUGAAUCCACACACAGUUAAUUACCUCAGAGUAUUUCUUCUCACUCUUCUCAGUUAAUAAUGGAAUGGCAUUGUAUAGCCUUCCUGAUGUUUUUGGAUUGCACCUCCAAUCAUCCUUCACCAUUCAUUAUAUUGGUUUGGGUUGAUAAGAGUUGCUGUGCAGCCACAUCCUGAGGUCCACAAGAUGCAUGUCUCUGAUUCAUAAAGUAAGAAGGUUUGUUCUGACUAUCUUACCUAGAACCUAUCUACACACAUUUACCAGAAGCUGGGAUGUAGACCAUGGUCCAUAAAGUCUUCAUGUACAGUUGUUUCCAAGCUGCCAUUUCAGCAGGGAGUUCCAUGGAGCCAGGCACCAAAUAUUGUACACCUGUGUGGUGUUUCCUUUAUUUAAAAAGCCACUACACUUGUGGGUGCUAUUGGAUUACUUCUCUGCAACAUGUUGCAACUUUACUGUUGUUUUGUAAUUUCUUUUUGUGCCAAACUCUCUCAGAAAAAGUAAAAUUUGCACAUGCACUUUCUUGCACAUCUUACAGUUGUACUAUUAUGGUAUGAGUAGGAGAACUUCCCAGGAUACGUAUGUUAUUUGCUUUUUACACAAAAGGAAAUAGUUGGGGCAUUGUUUGUAAAGAAUCACAUCCAAAUGAGGCCAACUAAUAUUGGUAUGUCUAAAAAUCUGCACUCUUGGACAACUAUUUUGUUUUAGUGGGGCAUCUUCCUUUGCUUGCACACUUUUGGAUUUAGAAUUCUUCUGCACAUAUAUAAAUAUCUAUUUGCAACAGGGUUAAUACUGACAGCUUAUGUCUUGGCAUCCCUCUAAAGUCUGUCAGCCUAAACUAACAAGCACAAAAUCCUAAGAAACCAUUGCACCAUAUAGAUCCUUGUAUUAGUUGCACAUCACAUUUGAAGACAGGGCUCCUGGAUAGUUUAUGUGGGGUUUAACUUUUCACUGACAAUCAUUUCUAUAGCUUUCUCACUCUUAGAGAAAAUUAUUGUAAAGUAAACUGAAAAGUACAAUCAUCUCUGUGACUUGAAAUCAGUGAGUCAUCCGGAAUAAAAAUGAUGUUAGUUGAUUACUUUCAUGUCCACCUUUUCUUGGCUUUACCUAAUGAAUGUUUUUAUUCAGUGUAAGGAUGUGUUUUCUGUAAUGUUCUAUAUUCAAAAAAAUAAAAGGGAAAUUAAAAUUA
Molecule: messenger RNA, 7658 nt
Organism: Sceloporus undulatus (fence lizard)
Lineage: Eukaryota; Metazoa; Chordata; Lepidosauria; Squamata; Phrynosomatidae
Gene: EFR3A
Product: EFR3 homolog A
Exons: 25
Coding region: 637-3102 (821 amino acids)
Biological process (GO): protein localization to plasma membrane
Cellular component (GO): plasma membrane
Source: RefSeq, a predicted model, not a curated record